AUGCCGGCGUGGGCGCGCCGCGGCGGCCGGCUGCCGCUGCUCGUUGUUUUUUCAGCAAUGAUAUUUGAGGCUAUUACAAAUCAAGAUCUGCCUGUGAUCAAGUGUGUUUUAAUCAAUCAUAAGAACAAUGAUUCAUCACUGGGAUUAUCAUCAUCUUAUCCCACGGCAUCAGAACCCCCAGAAGACCUCGGGUGUGCCCUGAAGCCUGAGAGCACAGAGGCAGUGUAUGGAGCAGCCACUGUGGAAGUGGACAUGUCUGCAUCCAUCACACUGCAAGUACUGGUCAACACCCCGGGGAACAUUUCCUGUCUCUGGGUCUUUAAACACAGUUCCCUGAAUUGCCAGCCCCACUUUGAUUUACAAAACAGAGGAGUUGUUUCCAUGGUCAUUUUGAAAAUGACAGAAACCCAAGCUGGAGAAUAUCUACUCUUCAUUCAGAGUGGAGCUACCAAUUACACAAUAUUGUUUACAGUGAGUAUAAGAAAUACACUGCUUUACACAUUAAGGAGACCUUACUUUAGAAAAAUGGAAAAUCAGGAUGCCCUAGUCUGCAUAUCCGAGAGCAUUCCAGAACCGACUGUGGAAUGGGUGUUCUGCGAUUCACAGAGUGAAAGCUGUAAAGGGGAAAGUCCAGCUGUUGUUACAAAGGAGGAAAGCGUACUUCAUGAACUGUUUGGAACAGACAUAAGGUGCUGUGCAAGAAAUGAGCUGGGCAGGGAGUGUACCAAGCUGUUCACAAUAGAUCUAAAUCAAACUCCUCAGACCACCCCGCCACAAUUAUUUCUUAAGGUAGGGGAGCCCUUAUGGAUAAGGUGCAAAGCUGUUCACAUAAACCACGGAUUCGGACUCACAUGGGAGCUAGAAAAUAAAGCCCUGGAGGAGGGCAGCUACUUUGAGAUGAGUACCUAUUCCACAAACAGAACUAUGAUACGGAUUCUGUUUGCUUUUGUAUCAUCAGUGGGAAGAAACGACACUGGCUAUUACACUUGUUCCUCUUCAGAACAUCCCAGUAAAUCAGCUUUGGUUACCAUCCUAGAAAAGGGAUUUAUAAAUGCUUCCAAAUCAAGUGAGGAUUAUGAGAUUGACCAGUAUGAAGAGUUUUGUUUUUCUGUCAGGUUUAAAGCAUACCCACAGAUCAGAUGUACAUGGACCUUCUCUCGAAAAUCGUUUCCUUGUGAACAAAGUGGCCUCGAUGAUGGGUACAGCAUAUCUAAGUUUUGCAACCAUAAACACCAGCCAGGAGAAUAUAUAUUCCAUGCAGAAAAUGAUGAUGCCGAAUUCACAAAAAUGUUCACACUGAACAUAAGAAGGAAACCUCAGGUGCAAGCCAACACAUCAGCAAGUCAGGCUUCUUGCUCCUCUGAUGGAUACCCAUUACCAUCUUGGACCUGGAAGAAAUGUUCAGACAAGUCUCCCAACUGCACGGAGGAAAUCACAGAAGGAAUUUGGAAUAAAAAGGCUAACAGAAAAGUAUUUGGACAGUGGACAUCGAGCAGUACUCUUAACAUGAGUGAAGCUGUAAAAGGAUUCCUGGUGAAGUGCUGUGCAUACAAUUCCCUUGGCACAUCUUGUGAAACAAUCCUUUUAAACUCACCAGGGCCCUUCCCUUUCAUCCAAGACAACGUCUCGUUCUAUGCAACAGUUGGGCUCUGUCUUCCCUUCAUUGCAAUUCUAACCAUGCUUAUUUGUCACAAGUACAAAAAGCAAUUUAGGUAUGAAAGCCAGCUGCAGAUGGUACAGGUGACGGGCUCUUUGGAUAAUGAGUACUUCUACAUUGAUUUCAGAGAAUAUGAAUAUGAUCUCAAAUGGGAGUUUCCCAGAGAAAAUUUAGAAUUUGGGAAGGUACUAGGAUCAGGUGCUUUUGGAAAAGUGAUGAAUGCAACAGCUUAUGGAAUUAGUAAAACAGGAGUCUCCAUCCAGGUGGCAGUCAAAAUGCUGAAAGAAAAGGCAGACAGUUCUGAAAGAGAGGCUCUCAUGUCUGAACUCAAAAUGAUGACUCACCUGGGAAACCACGAGAAUAUCGUGAAUCUACUGGGGGCAUGCACGCUGUCAGGACCAAUUUACUUGAUUUUUGAAUAUUGUUGCUAUGGUGAUCUUCUCAACUAUUUAAGAAAUAAAAGAGAAAAGUUUCACAGGACAUGGACGGAAAUUUUCAAGGAACACAAUUUCAGUUUUUACCCCACUUUCCAAUCACAUCCAAAUUCCAGUAUGCCUGGUUCAAGAGAAGUUCAGAUACAACAGGACUUGGAUCACAUCUCAGGGCUCAAUGGGAAUUCAUUUCAAUCUGAAGAUGAAAUAGAAUAUGAAAACCAAAAAAGGCUGGAGGAAGAGGAGGACCUAAAUGUGCUGACAUUUGAAGACCUUCUUUGCUUCGCAUAUCAAGUUGCCAAAGGAAUGGAAUUUCUGGAAUUUAAGUCGUGUGUUCACAGAGACCUGGCAGCCAGGAAUGUGCUCGUGACCCAUGGGAAAGUGGUGAAGAUCUGUGAUUUUGGAUUGGCUCGAGAUAUUAUGAGCGACUCCAACUAUGUUAUCAGGGGCAAUGCCCGUCUGCCUGUAAAGUGGAUGGCCCCUGAAAGCUUAUUUGAAGGGAUCUACACCAUAAAGAGUGACGUCUGGUCAUAUGGAAUAUUACUCUGGGAAAUAUUCUCUCUUGGUGUCAAUCCUUACCCUGGUAUUCCAGUUGAUGCUAACUUCUAUAAACUCAUUCAAAGUGGAUUUAAGAUGGAUCAGCCAUUUUAUGCUACAGAAGAAAUAUACUUUAUAAUGCAAUCCUGCUGGGCUUUUGACUCAAGGAAACGGCCGUCCUUCCCCAACUUAACUUCCUUUUUAGGAUGUCAGCUGGCGGAUGCAGAAGAAGCGAUGUAUCAGAACAUGGAUGGCCAUGUUUCAGACCGUCCUUCCGUCUACCAAAACAGGCGACCUUACAGCAGAGAGGUGGAUUCAGGGCUACUUGCUCCACAGGCUCAUGUUGAAGAGUCCUAG
Canis lupus familiaris (dog) is the source of this 2982-nucleotide messenger RNA. It is a transcript of the gene FLT3, whose product is annotated as fms related receptor tyrosine kinase 3. The record is from RefSeq and is marked provisional. Gene Ontology annotation, cellular component: signaling receptor complex. Gene Ontology annotation, biological process: protein phosphorylation; cytokine-mediated signaling pathway; cell surface receptor protein tyrosine kinase signaling pathway. Gene Ontology annotation, molecular function: ATP binding; transmembrane receptor protein tyrosine kinase activity. Lineage: Eukaryota; Metazoa; Chordata; Mammalia; Carnivora; Canidae.